Mustela erminea (ermine) is the source of this 1694-nucleotide messenger RNA. It is a transcript of the gene BMP4, whose product is annotated as bone morphogenetic protein 4. Gene Ontology annotation, molecular function: growth factor activity; cytokine activity; BMP receptor binding. Gene Ontology annotation, cellular component: extracellular region. The record is from RefSeq and is a predicted model, not a curated record. The coding region runs from base 399 to 1439 and encodes 346 amino acids. The transcript has 4 exons. Lineage: Eukaryota; Metazoa; Chordata; Mammalia; Carnivora; Mustelidae. Gene Ontology annotation, biological process: BMP signaling pathway; negative regulation of transcription by RNA polymerase II; SMAD protein signal transduction.
UUGGGGAUUUGCUUUGCUCGGAGUGGACCCCGAGGCUGACGCGGUGCGGAGAUUCUCUCCGCAAUGGAGCGGCCGCUCCCUCCCCACUUUCCCAUACGGAUCUCCGCCUAACACCUCCCCCUCCGGCUCGGAGCCAUUCCGUAGUGCCAUCCAGAGCAACGCGUUGCCGCAGCUCCUCUGAGCCUUUCCAGCAAGUUUGUUCAAGAUUGGCUGUCAAGAAUCAUGGACUGUUAUUAUAUGCCUUGUUUUCUGUCAUCCUGCUAGGAGGCUCGAGCCAUGCUAGUUUGAUACCUGAGACGGGGAAGAAAAAAGUCGCCGAGAUUCAGGGCCACGCGGGAGGACGCCGCUCAGGGCAGAGCCAUGAGCUCCUGCGGGACUUCGAGGCUACACUUCUGCAGAUGUUCGGGCUGCGCCGCCGCCCGCAGCCUAGCAAGAGCGCCGUCAUCCCAGAUUACAUGCGGGAUCUUUACCGGCUCCAGUCUGGGGAGGAGGAGGAGGAAGAGCAGAUCCACAGCAUCGGUCUGGAAUACCCUGAGCGCCCCGCCAGUAGGGCCAACACCGUGAGGAGCUUCCACCACGAAGAACAUUUGGAGAACAUCCCAGGGACCAGCGAAAACUCUGCUUUUCGUUUCCUCUUUAACCUCAGUAGCAUCCCAGAGAAUGAGGUGAUCUCCUCUGCAGAGCUUCGACUCUUCCGGGAGCAGGUGAACCAGGGCCCUGAUUGGGAGCAGGGCUUCCACCGAAUAAACAUUUAUGAGGUUAUGAAGCCCCCGGCAGAAGUGUCGCGUGGGCACCUCAUCACACGACUACUGGACACGAGACUGGUCCACCACAAUGUGACACGGUGGGAAACUUUUGAUGUGAGCCCUGCGGUCCUUCGCUGGACCCGGGAGAAGCAGCCGAACUACGGGCUGGCCAUUGAGGUGACUCACCUCCAUCAGACACGGACCCACCAGGGCCAGCAUGUCAGGAUUAGCCGAUCGUUACCUCAAGGGAGUGGAGAUUGGGCUCAGCUCCGGCCCCUCCUGGUCACUUUUGGCCAUGAUGGCCGUGGACAUGCCUUGACCCGACGCCAGAGGGCCAAGCGGAGCCCCAAGCAUCAUCCGCAGCGGGCCCGGAAGAAGAAUAAGAACUGUCGGCGCCACUCGCUCUAUGUGGACUUCAGCGAUGUGGGCUGGAACGACUGGAUUGUGGCCCCACCAGGCUACCAGGCCUUCUACUGCCACGGGGACUGCCCCUUUCCACUGGCCGACCACCUCAACUCAACCAACCAUGCCAUUGUGCAGACCCUGGUCAACUCUGUCAACUCCAGUAUCCCCAAAGCCUGUUGUGUUCCCACCGAACUGAGCGCCAUCUCCAUGCUGUACCUGGAUGAGUAUGACAAGGUGGUACUGAAAAAUUAUCAGGAGAUGGUAGUAGAGGGAUGUGGGUGUCGCUGAGAUCAGGCAGUCCUUGGGGACACACACGUUCCUGUCCACUCACCCACACACUACACAGACUGCUUCCUUAUAGCUGGACUUCUAUCUUUAAAAAAAAAAAAAAGAAAAAAAAAGAAAAGAAAAAAAAACCUAAACAUUCACCUUGACCUUAUUUAUGACUUUACGUGCAAAUGUUUUGACCAUAUUGAUCAUAUAUUUUGACAAAAUAUAUUUAUAACUACAUAUUAAAAGAAAAAAUAAAAUGAGUCAUUAUUU